This is a messenger RNA of Physella acuta, 2101 nucleotides long. RefSeq names its product ATP-sensitive inward rectifier potassium channel 12. Gene Ontology annotation, cellular component: plasma membrane. Lineage: Eukaryota; Metazoa; Mollusca; Gastropoda; Physidae. Gene Ontology annotation, biological process: regulation of monoatomic ion transmembrane transport; potassium ion import across plasma membrane. The record is from RefSeq and is a predicted model, not a curated record. Gene Ontology annotation, molecular function: inward rectifier potassium channel activity.
GUUUUUUUUAAACCGUCCAGUAAAUCUAAGGCGAGCCAUCACGUGCCUGACACGCUAACGACCCAGCAAAUUAAAGUUGUAAACCUAAUGACAAGUUAAUGGCCGAGCUAUUCUCAAGGUCGAAUCAAGGUCACGACACUUUUUAGCGUGGUGUAAAGAGGGUCGUAAUUUUUUCGUUUUUUUACGACUACCAAUGUCACCCUGUUACGUCUGCUAGCUGUAUCCAGCUGACGACACGCCUGGAGGCCCGUGUUAGGAUGUUGUGAGCACUAGGCUACACGCGUGUCUGGGCCGAGUGUCUAGUCCCCGUGUCAAUGUGUUUGGUCCCUGUGUCAACAGUCUAGUCGCUGUGUCUAAGUGUCUCAUUGUCUAAACACCUGGUUGAGGUGUAAACUAGUUUCACAAGCCAGGAUAUUUUUCUCACCAUUUCAUUGCAGGAAAACGGCAACUUCCGGCUUGAAUGUUCCCAUCUUGAUCGCAACAGCACUGAAGGCCCUAUCAAACUAUGUACGGGACGUAGUGACGUAGUGAUGAACGCCUUGUGUGCAAAACGUCGCAGUAGGGCCGCGGACCGUUCCAACAAGCGACGGUUGAUGCACAGCACUGGUCACAACAUUGUGUCGGUGGGCAUAGAGGACAAGUACAAGAAGUUCCUGUCUGAUCUGUACACAACUCUCAUAGACAUACAGUGGAGAUGGAACAUCCUCAUCUUCGUCAGCGGGUUCGUCGUCUGCUGGGUGGUGUUUGCCGGCCUGUACUACCUCCUGUGUUACCUGCACGGCGACAUGGAGGAGGAACAGGAGCCUAGCUUCACGCCGUGCCUGGAGAACGUCCGGACCUUCACGGCCGCAUACCUGUUCUCCAUAGAGACCAUGAUGACCAUCGGCUACGGCUCGCGCUUCCAGACGGAGGAGUGCCCGGGGAUGUACAUGGCUGUCAUGCUGCAGUCCAUCAUAGGGGCGGGGCUGCAGUUCGCUCUGGCUAGUAUCGUGGUCUCGAAGACCAGAAGAGCUAAACGCCGCAGUCAGACGAUACUAUUCAGCGACAGGGUGUGUAUAUACGAGCAGGACUCUAAACUGCAGCUGUCUAUUCGCAUCUGCGAUAUUCGGGAGUCGGAAAUCUCCGGGGCGCACGCUGAAGGCUUUCUCGUCAAGAAAUUCAAAUCAAAUGACGGGACGUUCAUUCCUGUCCGAUCGUUCAGGGUCAGCUUCAAGGCCGAGAGUGGACGAGACGAGAUCUUCUUCCCCUGGCCGACUCACAUCCUGCACGUGGUGGACGAGGACUCGCCUCUCUGGUCGCUGGCCAGGGACGAGCUGUUGAAUGGCGAGUACGAGCUGAUUGUGGUGGUAGACGGCGUUAGCGGCACCACCAGCAGACCAUUCCAAGCCAGGAAGUCGUACCACACCAGUGAGAUGAUGUGGGGGCACAGAUUUGUCACACUGGGCUUGACCUUCAACUCCGCGGGCUCCUACGUGAUGGACCUGACCCACUUCCACAACACUUUACCGGCCUGCACGCCCCUGUGUAGCGCCCAGGACAUCACAACCUUCAGAAAACUCUACCCCAAAACCACCAGCCUCUCCACCGACAAACUCAGCGAAUCCGGCGACAGCCAGACGUUGUCAGGGGCAACCAGCUCUCCCAGUAUGGCCGACGAGGUCGUCGCGACGCCGUCAAAAAAACGAUCACUUCCGGGUCGUUCUUUAAGCCUGGAAGAAGACCCGUCCAAGCGGUCUUUGUAUCUCUCUAACCGUCGCUGCUCUCUAGGGGACAUGAUACGCGCCUCCCAGGGGACCGACAGGGCGCGGCACAAACGCCACUCCCUCGGGGACGCCCUGAACAUCUACCGUCACCGCCGCAGCAUCACCGAUACCUACCUGGGCACCGGCAUCGACGAGGAGUCGGAGGACGACUACGACAGCAACCAGGCCAUCCUGACCGUCGUGUCGCAGAGGUCGGCCGGCAAGAGGACCGACGUCAGGGAUUUGUUCAAGCGCAGGAAAAGUUCCGGCACGCACCUGUUCUUCGGCACGGAAUCGGAACUUUCCGAAAACAGCAGCGCCGCGGAUGAAGCUAAAGCUUGAUCCAUUGUUUGGAACCA